Messenger RNA from Penicillium vulpinum, 300 nucleotides. RefSeq lists its product as uncharacterized. The record is from RefSeq and is a predicted model, not a curated record. The coding region runs from base 1 to 300 and encodes 99 amino acids. Lineage: Eukaryota; Fungi; Ascomycota; Eurotiomycetes; Eurotiales; Aspergillaceae. The transcript has a single exon.
AUGACUCCGUCACCCCAUCUCAACCAUCUCAAUUCUCUAUUAUGGCUGAGAAAUUAUCUGAGGGCUGCAGUGCGUGUGGAUGAACGCCCGAGCAGCAAAACCAAUGCUCUUAUUCGAGCCAUGUUAAACUCUUUUGGUGCAAGCAGGCGGGGAGUGUGGUCGAUUGGGACCGAUGUGAUUAUGAAAGAACGCCCCGACGAAGGCCCCAAGUCCGAAGUGAAUACAAUGAAUCAACUUGCAAACUAUCCUGAUAUCCCAACUCCAAAGGUUCUGCGUGACUGGGUCGAUGGUAACCAGUGA